Saccostrea echinata is the source of this 2131-nucleotide messenger RNA. RefSeq lists its product as uncharacterized. The record is from RefSeq and is a predicted model, not a curated record. Bases 310 to 1680 code for a protein of 456 amino acids. The transcript has 3 exons. Lineage: Eukaryota; Metazoa; Mollusca; Bivalvia; Ostreida; Ostreidae.
CAAUAAACCAGGUCGAUCCUGCUGCCUGAUCCCGGUGAUACAGAGACCGUGACUGUCACACAUGGUGACAUUUAUGGGGAACGCCCAGUUUUCGGUAUCAUCUAAGCCCCUUAUUCCACUUGAGUACCUCGCGCUGAAUGGGCCACCGUUCCACUAAAUAACACGUACCUAUAGCCGGGUGCCAUGCAUGGCUGAAAUUCAAUGGAAGCGGAGUGGUGACGUUUUACAUUUUUCUGUUUAUACAAGAAUGUCUGCUUACAAUGGGACUUGCGUUUCUAAAAUGGUGUAAAUUUUGGACUAAACAAGAUCAUGAUGGAUAGGAAAGACAAGCGGACCCCAGUGACGGAGAUUUUUCCCAGGGAUGACGAAUCCAAGGAGCACCUUCUCCCAGUCCGAUCUCAGAUCGCAAAAUUUGAGGAGAAGGCUCGUCUGAACUUUAACAAGGGUCGACCUGCUCCACAACCCCCUGGAAGAUCGUUUGUCCUUCCAAAAAUCGGAAACUACCAGCCGAAAUCGUUAUUGCUUUCUAACUACAAAGAUAAAGAAGCAAAUAAAACAGAUUUCCAGAAACUUAAUGACAAGAACGAAACUGUCGAAGAGCCAAAGAAAUACAUGAUAAUUGGAGAUAAAGACACACCCAUCACGAUACAUCAAUCAUCUGACGUUAUAGACACACCUCCAGAAAAUGAGUUUUUCCCGCGGUUUGGUUCCGACAAUCCAGUAUAUGAACCCGAGGAGCCACAGACUAAAACGGACGAAAAAGACAUUGUUUUAGAUUUUGAGAAAACUGUCAAAAAUCCUAUAUUUCAGGAAAAUGACCAAAAUGUGCCAUCUCCACCGAUAAUAUCAGAUGAUAUAGAUAUAGCAGAUGAACCAGAUACAAGAGAAGAGGUUGAUGUUAAAGCUGUGUACAAGAAAAGGCCGGCACCUCCUCCCCCAGUUUCCACUCAUUCGAUAGAGAAUGAGGAGGAACACCCACCACCGGAUUACGAACCCGAACCUGAUUACGACGACGACGUAGUGCCCAAGGCAACAGACGUCGGUCCUCCGGCACGAAAUACCUCGGGACGUCAGGGAAGAGAGAUAACACGUGAGUAUGAGGGGGAGGACUUUUCUAAAUAUAUGCACGACAGUGAGGACGAGGAUUAUUUCUCCGAUCACACGUACACAUGGAGAAACAAAAUAAAAUACAAACGGAAACCCGCGCCAAAUCGCCCCGUGUCACAGCACUCCGAGAAAAAGAGAGACAACCAUUCGAAACCAAAGCAAAGUCAAAUGAAAUUAAAUGGACAUUCUAGUGUAAAUAAAGUGCCCGAGGAUGAAAUGAGACGCAAGACGAUUAGGGAUUUCAGUUAUACCGAUUCUAAAAUUGGAUAUGACGACAGGACAGUAAAAAGUACGACCGCUAAGGGGCGCUACAUGAAACGCGGGAAAGAUAGACUUCCGUUACAGCAGGUGAGAAGUGGGUCUUACGAAGAUUUUCUCAGAAGCCGAUACAACGAGAGUGGCAGCAAUGGGAGCGGUGACAGUGGACAUGAAACAGGGGAUGAUUUUGAACUUAACACGGACAUAUUUUUACAAAGUCAGCCAAGGCAAUUCAAAAACGGAAGUAAACAAUCUGUCUGGGAAAAGUUAACCUGGCGAUUUAAACGACAUUCUAAAGGAUAUGCUAUGACGUAGGUUUUUUAUGGUUUUAGAGGUCACAUACCAAGGGCAGUGCUAUAUGUGGUCCCUUGUUAACACAAAAGAGUACAAUUUGACCUUUCAACCUCAGAUGCAAAAAGUUCAAGAAAAGUUGUAUUAAGUUAUGACGUGAACACGAUUUCUAUUGAUUAUGUUAGAAAGCCUGUUCUUUGAAUAAUUUGUGAUGAGAUCCUCCGGUGUCCAGCAACUCUUGUUUUAUUUUCCUUUUUGAGGGAUUGUGUUAUAAUAUGUGGGAAACUUUUUAUUGUAGCACACAGAAAUGUCCUUCUGAUAUAGUAAUGAUUUAAUCGUGUUUAAUCUGUGAUGCAUGAAAAUAUACCAAAUUUUAUUUUUUAUCAUUUUAGUAUACAUGUAUAGGAAACUAUAGGUGUUGUAGAAUAUUGUUGAUUUUAUGUGCAAUAAUAUUAAUUCCAUUAAGUUGAAAAAA